This is a messenger RNA of Trichoplusia ni (cabbage looper), 3970 nucleotides long. It is a transcript of the gene CtBP, whose product is annotated as C-terminal-binding protein. The record is from RefSeq and is a predicted model, not a curated record. The transcript has 9 exons. Gene Ontology annotation, molecular function: transcription corepressor activity; NAD binding; oxidoreductase activity, acting on the CH-OH group of donors, NAD or NADP as acceptor. The coding region runs from base 321 to 1661 and encodes 446 amino acids. Lineage: Eukaryota; Metazoa; Arthropoda; Insecta; Lepidoptera; Noctuidae.
AUGUAAUAUACCGUUUUGAUUUGUUACAGGUGCAGUGAAAGCAUUCGUACGCAGUGAUCAGUGAAGUUGCGGACGGCAUCGCCGCUACCGUCGUGCCGUGUGUCUAUAGAGUGUCGUGCGCGUGUGUGCGGGCCGGCUGCCUAGUGCCAGUGACAGUGCCAGUGUGUGUGUGUGCGUGCGUGCGUCCGCAGUGGCGCCGACGCCGGCGUCAAGUCAAUGCCGGUGUGCCGAUGGAGCGGUGAUCGCAGACUGACUACAUCACAAGAGCAGCGCUGGUGACGCGCUGCGUAGCGGUGGUUAAAGCGGCUCUGCCGCUUUAAAUGGACAAACGCAAGAUGCUGCCAAAGAGAGCGCGUAUGGAUAGCAUGCGGGGUCCCAUCGCCAACGGACCCUUGCAGUCGAGGCCCUUAGUGGCGUUGUUAGACGGGCGAGACUGUACGGUCGAAAUGCCGAUAUUAAAAGACGUCGCGACGGUAGCGUUCUGUGACGCUCAGUCUACGUCCGAGAUACACGAGAAGGUUCUCAACGAGGCGGUGGGCGCGCUCAUGUGGCACACCAUCAUACUCACCAAGGAGGACCUCGAGAAGUUCAAGGCGUUACGGAUCAUCGUCCGUAUAGGCUCCGGCGUCGAUAACAUUGAUGUUAAAGCGGCCGGGGAACUAGGGAUAGCGGUAUGUAAUGUGCCGGGCUACGGCGUGGAAGAAGUAGCGGACACGACAAUGUGUCUCAUAUUGAAUCUAUACCGGCGGACGUAUUGGCUCGCCAACAUGGUGCGGGAAGGGAAAAAAUUCACAGGCCCGGAGCAGGUGCGCGAGGCGGCCACGGGCUGCGCGCGCAUCCGCGGCGACACGCUGGGCAUCGUGGGGCUCGGCCGCAUCGGCUCGGCCGUGGCGCUGCGGGCCAAGGCCUUCGGUUUCAACGUCAUCUUCUACGACCCCUACCUGCCCGACGGCAUCGAGAAGUCGCUCGGACUCACCAGGGUCUACACGCUUCAGGACCUCCUAUUCCAGAGUGAUUGUGUAUCAUUGCACUGCAGCUUAAACGAACACAAUCAUCACCUCAUCAACGAGUUCACUAUCAAACAGAUGCGUCCAGGCGCGUUCCUGGUGAACACGGCGCGCGGUGGGCUCGUGGACGACGAGGGGCUCGCAGCCGCGCUCAAGCAGGGCCGCAUCCGCGCAGCCGCGCUAGACGUGCACGAGAACGAGCCCUUCAACGUGUUCCAGGGCCCGCUGAAGGACGCGCCCAACGUGCUGUGCACGCCGCACGCCGCGUUCUACUCGGACGCGUCGGCGCAGGAGCUGCGCGAGAUGGCGGCGUCCGAGAUCCGGCGCGCCAUCGUGGGCCGCAUCCCCGACUGCCUGCGCAACUGCGUCAACAAGGACUACUUCCUGGCCGGCGCCGGCGCCGCGCUGGCCGCCGCGCCGCCGCUGGCCGCGCCGCAGCCGCCGCCCGCGCCCUACGCCGACGGCAUCAACGGCGGGUACUACGCCGCCGCGCAGGCCGCGCACUCCACCACCGCCGUGCACGACGCGCCCGCGCUGCCGCCGCAGCCGCAGCCGCCGCCGCCGCAGCCGCAGCCGCCCAUCUCCCUGCCCAUCAACACCGCCGACCCGGCCAACCACCAGCUGAACAAGCAGGAGAGCUCCGACGUCCACUAGGCGACCGCGAUGCGCUACGUUGCAGUACCGUCAUCACGCCGACCGACUCGACGACACAUACAAACAAACAAUAGUUUUAUUGAUUCCAUCGCAAUUAUGUCAUAAGUACCUAUGUCGUAAGCCAACGAGUGAUAUAAUAUGUAGUCGCGGCGUUUGCAUGGAGGCGAACCAACGCUUUAUUAUAUAAAAUAGUUUAAAUAGUGAGUCUUAGUGCGUCGGCACGAUCCGCGCCGAGUGAGUCUGUCUGUCCUGUAACAAUCUUAAAGUGAAAUACGUUCCUGCCGCAGAGUGGACAACAAACGGAGGGCCUUUCUUUACAUUACAAGUGACGCGCCGCCGGCAAUCGUCAAAUGAUGACACGUAUUUCUCCCCGAACCCAUCACAAAUACUUAUUUUGAUAGGAACGGGUUUUUUAUUUAGGUGAAAUAUACUUGAAGCUGUUUGUUGUUUACUCUGCGGUUCCGAUAGUCGAUUUCAUGUUAAAUGACAAUAAAAGACGAUGCAAUAGAUUUCGAAAGCAUUCGAUUAUCUACGAAGGCACUGGUGAUAAACACUGAUCGUUAGAAAGUAUACUGAGAGUCGGGACGUCUCUGUCCUCGAACAUGUUUUAUAUACGUCUGAUGAAAGAGACAAAUAAAUAUAAAUAUUAGUGCAUACGGCUUACAGGAAUGUUGCGUGUGACUGUACACAGUUUUAUUUCAGUGUGAUUAUGAGAUUCCUUGAGAAACGCACGCCCGUCUCGAUGCAAACGUCGCGUGAUAUGAGCGAAUAGUUGAUUCUGUGUUUGUAUUUGGUAAGUUGGGACAGCUAUAUAUAGAUACUGUUAUGGUAAAAUGCGUGUUCUGAUCGCGGGCCGAAGCGUGUAUGUUCAGUGUGUACUUUCACGAAUGAAUAAUGCGAUAAGUUGUCCAUACAAAUAAUUUAUUAGUAUUAUAUUUACUCUCAUUCGCCAAGGCGGUGUACUCCAGGUGUGAUGUUACGGAUGUUGCGCGGUGCUACAGGUUAUAUUAUUUUAGCUUUUAAAGCUGUCGAUGUCCUAAGUAACACCAUAACUAGGAGUCACCUGCUGGCAUAAUAGUAGUUAUUGUUGAAAAUAUUGCUCAAAGUUUAAGAGUUUUAACGACACUCAUCACCACAUACAACGCAAACAAAUAAAGUGUGCCUCACAAGUGCGCGAAUUAUAGUUUAUUGCAGAAUUGUAUCAGCGCUGAUUUACAAUUCGAUAUUUUUAGACAAUUUUAAGUGAUCAAUGUUAGUUGGUUAAUGAAACAUGUAGGUUAGGUUCAGUCUAUCGCGUUUACAUAAACAUUAGAUGUAAAAUGGGGAAAUCUAGUAGUACAAUAGUUAAUGGAGUAUCAAUGGCUACUACCGUCACGUCGAUGUUCAUAACAGAAGACCCGGACUGAAGCUCAUCUUCGUGCAUACAACAGACACGGACCCAACACUCUAUUUUAUAAUAAAAUAGAUCGGGUCUCACACCAGGUACUCAACUGCUGCAAUAUUAUAAUACUGUAUUGUAUUGUACCUCGUCUAAUUAAACGUGUUGUAUGUAGGGAAUGCGAAGCUUAUUCUGGUCUGGGCACACAUAUUACAUAAUACAAGUAUUGUCCCAUUUAUAGAGUUAAUGUUAAACGCGGCUUAUUCGCUUGCCCUGAAUAGUGUUGUGCUGAUAUAUAAAAUAUACAAAUCAGACAACAUCAAGUUAUACGAUGUUCCAAUAGUUAGACAUUGACCGAUGUUAGGAAACAAGUCGGAAACAGUGUUGUAUUAUCGCGUUAUUCAGCCGUAAGUACCCCGUGUGUUUGUAUCAAAGCGCUGGAGUAUACUGUGUACUAGCAUAUGUUCGAUGCAUGGUCCCAGCUGGUCUAUAAGCAUUUGAUCGCAUUUGUUUGUACCCACACGGCCGCCCCGAGCGCAUGCAUUCGAACUGUUAUUUUUAAGUAAUCAACAAAAGGACUGUAGAAUUCUAUCAUCACACUUUAUUAACGAGAAAAACGGAUGUCUUCGUGUUUCUUUUUUUUUACUUUGAAAAUGUACAAAAUCAUGCUUUCAUUUGAAUAUUUUUUUUAAAUAGAGUUUAAGUGACGAAUUUGUACAUGAACAUGAAAAACAAACACCAUGAUAUAUAAAAUUUAGAACCGAAACGCAAUAGAGGGGCGCGCCCCGCCCUGCACCCGUUUGACAAUCGUGAGAAUUGGUAUUUAAAAAUUAGUAUUUACUUACAGUUUAGUUUAAUGACAAAAACAAUGUGUAUAUUUUAUGAGAAAGUGAAAAGUUCUUAAAUAAAACUAUUGUUUUCGGAUUAAUUA